Trichosporon asahii var. asahii CBS 2479 is the source of this 1938-nucleotide messenger RNA. RefSeq lists its product as uncharacterized. The record is from RefSeq and is a predicted model, not a curated record. Gene Ontology annotation, molecular function: flavin adenine dinucleotide binding; long-chain-alcohol oxidase activity. Lineage: Eukaryota; Fungi; Basidiomycota; Tremellomycetes; Trichosporonales; Trichosporonaceae. The transcript has 2 exons. The coding region runs from base 1 to 1938 and encodes 645 amino acids.
AUGGCCCAGACACUCACCGACGAAGAGUGCGAGACCCUCCUCGCCUGCGUCGACACCGUCGCGCCCUCCAUCGCUGCCGAGGAACUCAAGGCCCUCGCGCCCCAGCUCGCCGACGAGGUCAGCGAGGACACCAUUGCCGCCUUCGCCGCCGAGGUCCCCAGCAGCAUCGAGAGCCUCCGCGAGGACCUCAAGUACCUCCUUCCCUCCCAGCUGCCCCCCGCCAAGCUCGCCGAUCUCAAAAUGGUCCUCGGCCUCCUCCGCCUGAAGCACGCCCGCACCGCCCUCAUGCGCAAGAUCUUCGACUCGCUGAUCAAACUGUCCUCGGCGCUCUACGUGCGCAACUCUGACCUGGUCCACAAGGCCAUGCUGUACGAGCCCAAGGUUACUGAGCCCCCGGCCGAGGGCCACUUCCAGUUCCAGUUCGCCGACCCCCAGUCCCUCGACGGACAGGAGUUUGACGCCAUCAUUGUCGGAUCGGGCUCGGGCGGCGGUGUCGCGGCCAAGCAGCCGUCCGAGGCGGGGAUGAAGGUCCUUGUCAUCGAGAAGGGCCUGCACUACGACCUUGCCGGCCAGCCGUACGACGAGCGCGAGGCGCUCAAGGUUAUGUACGACCUUGGCGGUCUCGCCGCGACUGAGACGGGCGAGCUUGGCCUCGUGUCCGGCAACGUGUUUGGUGGUGGUUCCUCUGUCAACUGGGCUGCGUGUAUCCAGACUCCCGCUGCUGUGCGCCAGGACUGGGCCUCGACGUACGGCCUGCCGUACUUCAAGACGCAAGAGUUCCAGGAGGAUCUCGACGCGGUGUGGAAGCAGAUGGGUGUGUCGCUUCCCAAGAAGCAGAACCUUCAGAACCAGCUUCUCAUGGAGGGUGCGCGCCGCCUCGGUUACGCGCACGCGCCUGUCGCGCAGAACAAUGGCAACGCCGACCACAACUGCAACCACGACUGCGCCAACGGCUGUCGCUCCGGCGGCAAGAAGGGCGGUGUGCACUCGUGGCUGAUUGACGCCGCCAAGGCUGGCACGACGUUUGUUGUCGGCUGCUCGGUGCGCAAGAUUCUGUUCACCAAGUCGCGCCACGCCAAGGGUGUCCUUGUCAAGACGCCCGAGGGCAAGAAGAUCAAGAUCAAGACUUCCCGCGUCAUCGCCGCUGGUGGCAGUAUCCAGACCCCGGCGCUGCUGCUGCGCUCGCGCAUCCCCAACCCGCGCAUCGGCACGAGCAUCUACCUGCACCCGACCAACUAUGUCUACGCCGUGUUCCCCGAGCGCACACACCCGACCGAGGGCCAGAUCCUGACCAGUGUCGUGACCGAGUUUGCCAAUCUGACGCCGUCUGGCCACGGCGUUCGUCUCGAGACGGGCAUCAUGCAGCCGAUCGUCUCGACGGUGCUGAUGCAGUGGCACGGCGGCAAGGAGUACAAGGCCAACAUUGCCAAGCACUCGCACAUGGCGGGUCUCAUCGCGAUCGCCCGCGACAGGGACCACGGCUACGUGCAGCUGAGCGCCGAGGGCGAGCCGAUCGUGCACUACACGACGAGCGCGUUUGACCAAAAGUCGGUCCUGAAGGGCACCGUCGCAGCGGCAGAGUGCAUGCUGGCCGUGGGUGCGGAGGAGAUCAUCGUCAACGGCCGCGGCGUCAAGCCCUACAAGAAGGGAGACGACUUUGCCGCCUGGGCGAAGCAGGUCGAGGCCACCCCCUCGAGUGCAUUCGGCAGUGCGCACCAGAUGGGCUCGUGCCGCAUGUCCUCGCGGCCCGGAGACGGCACGUGCGACCCCUCCGGCGCCGUUCGCGGCGUCCAGGGCGUGUGGUGUGCGGACGCGAGUGUGCUGCCCUCCGCCUCAGGCGUCAACCCCAUGAUCUCCACCAUGGCCGUCGCGCGCAAGGUGUCGCGUGGUAUUGUCGACCAGUGGAAGCAUGGGGAUGCCGGCAGGGCGCGUCUCUAG